This is a messenger RNA of Urocitellus parryii (Arctic ground squirrel), 3412 nucleotides long. RefSeq names its product protein tyrosine phosphatase non-receptor type 3 (gene Ptpn3). Gene Ontology annotation, molecular function: cytoskeletal protein binding; protein tyrosine phosphatase activity. Gene Ontology annotation, cellular component: cytoplasmic side of plasma membrane; cytoskeleton; cytoplasm. The record is from RefSeq and is a predicted model, not a curated record. Gene Ontology annotation, biological process: protein dephosphorylation. NCBI's taxonomy places the organism in Eukaryota, Metazoa, Chordata, Mammalia, Rodentia, Sciuridae.
AGACGGCGGCCAGGUCGCGCCGCGAGCGAGCUUCCGCGCCGCCCGCACGCGCGACCUACCUGGGCGCCCCGCGCCCCCGGAUGCUGCAGGUUACUCAACGAUAGUUAUGACCUCCCGGUUACGCGCGUUGGGUGGAAGAAUUAAUAACAUACGCACCUCCGAGUUACCCAAAGAGAAAGCUCGAUCGGAAGUCRUCUGCAGCAUCCGCUUUUUAGAUGGCUUGGUCCAGACCUUUAAGGUUAACAAACAAGACACUGGCCAGUCGCUGCUGGACAUGGCAUACACCCACCUGGGCGUGACUGAAAAGGAGUAUUUUGGUUUGCAGCAUGGCGGCGACUCGGUGGACUCCCCCAGAUGGCUUGAGUCAAGCAAACCCAUCAGGAAGCAGUUGAAAGGAGGUUUCCCCUGUACCCUGCAUUUUCGAGUAAGAUUUUUUAUACCUGAUCCCAACACACUGCAGCAAGAACAAACCAGGCAUCUGUAUUUCUUACAACUGAAGAUGGAUGUUUGUGAAGGAAGGUUGACCUGCCCUCUGAACUCUGCUGUGGUUCUUGCAUCCUAUGCAGUACAAUCUCAUUUCGGAGACUUUGAUUCUUCCGUACAUCAUCCAGGCUACCUUGCUGACAGCCAGUUUAUUCCAGAUCARAACGAUGACUUUUUAACCAAGGUGGAGUCUCUGCACGAGCAGCACAGUGGGCUGAAGCAGUCGGAAGCCGAGUCCUGCUACAUCAACAUAGCCCGGACCCUCGACUUCUACGGGGUGGAGCUGCACGGCGGCAGAGAUCUGCAUAAUUUAGAUCUAAUGAUUGGAAUUGCUUCAGCGGGCAUUGCUGUGUACCGAAAAUACAUUUGCACAAGUUUCUAUCCUUGGGUGAACAUUCUCAAAAUUUCUUUCAAAAGGAAAAAGUUCUUCAUCCAUCAGCGACAAAAACAGACUGAAUCCAGGGAACAUAUCGUGGCCUUCAACAUGCUMAAUUACCGGUCUUGCAAAAACUUGUGGAAAUCCUGUGUCGAGCACCAUACCUUCUUUCAGGCAAAGAAGUUACUACCUCAGGAAAAGAAUGUUCUGCCUCAGUACUGGACUCUGGGCUCCAGGAACCCCAAAAAGUCUGUAAAUAACCAAUAUUGCAAAAAGGUGAUUGGAGGAAUGGUGUGGAACCCUGCCAUGYGGAGGUCCUUAUCAGUGGAGCAUCUAGAAACCAAGAGCCUGCCUUCCCGGUCCCCUCCUAUCACCCCCAACUGGCGAAGUCCUCGGCUCCGGCACGAGGUCAGGAAGCCCCGCCACUCCUCUGCUGAUAACUUGGCCAAUGAGAUGACGUACAUCACGGAAACCRAAGACGUGUUCUACACCUACAAGGGCUCCCUGUCCCCCAAAGACAGCGAUUCCGAAGUUUCUCAGAACCGCAGCCCACACCGAGAGAGUCUGUCCGAGAACAAUCCAGCACAAAGCUGCCGGACCCAGAAGUCRUCCAGUUCUGUGUCUCCGUCUUCAAAUGCUCCAGGCUCCUGCUCACCUGAUGGGGUCGAUCAGCAGUUUUUAGAGGACUACAACAGGGUGACCAAGGGAGGGUCCACUGAGGACGCCAGCCAGUACUACUGUGACAAGAAUGAUAAUGGUGACAGCUACUUAGUCUUGGUCCGUAUCACACCGGAUGAAGAUGGAAAAUUUGGAUUUAAUCUUAAGGGUGGAGUGGAUCAGAAGAUGCCUCUUGUGGUCUCAAGGAUCAACCCCGAGUCACCUGCGGACACCUGCAUUCCCAAGCUGAACGAAGGGGAUCAGAUSGUGUUGAUCAAUGGCCGGGACAUCUCCGAGCACACCCACGACCAGGUGGUGAUGUUCAUCAAAGCCAGCCRGGAGUCCCACUCGAGGGAGCUGGCCCUGGUGAUCAGGAGGAAAGCUGUCCACUCAUUCACCGAGAUCAAAUCUGAAGAUGAACUGAACCAGCUUUUCCCAGAACCCAUUUUCCCCAUGUGUCCGGAGGGUGGGGACACUUUGGAGGGAUCCAUGGAACUGCUAAAAAAAGGCCUUGAAAGCGGGACGGUGCUGAUCCAGUUUGAGCAACUCUACCGAAAGAAGCCAGGUUUGGCCAUCACAUUUGCAAAGCUGCCUCAAAAUUUGGACAAAAACCGAUAUAAAGAUGUGCUGCCUUAUGACACCACCCGGGUAUUAUUGCAGGGAAAUGAAGAUUAUAUUAAUGCAAGUUACGUGAAUAUGGAAAUUCCUGCUGCUAACCUUGUGAACAAGUACAUUGCCACUCAGGGACCCCUGCCACAUACCUGUGCACAAUUUUGGCAAGUCGUCUGGGAUCAGAAGUUAUCUCUAAUUGUCAUGUUGACAACUCUCACAGAGCGAGGGCGGACCAAAUGUCACCAGUACUGGCCCGACCCCCCUGACGUCAUGGACCACGGCGUCUUUCAUAUCCAGUGUCAGACAGAGGACUGCACCAUCGCCUACGUGUCCCGAGAAAUGCUGGUCACAAACACAGAGACUGGGGAAGAGCACACGGUGACACAUCUCCAGUAUGUCGCAUGGCCSGACCACGGUGUGCCCGAUGACUCCUCGGACUUUCUGGAGUUUGUGACCUACGUGAGGUCCCUGCGGGUGGACGGGGAGCCCCUCUUGGUUCACUGCAGUGCUGGAAUAGGUCGGACUGGCGUGUUGGUCACUAUGGAAACAGCCAUGUGCUUAAUUGAGAGAAACUUGCCUGUUUACCCCYUGGAUAUUGUCCGGAAAAUGCGAGAGCAGCGCGCCAUGAUGGUGCAGACGUCCAGCCAGUACAAGUUCGUGUGUGAAGCGGUUCUUCGCGUGUAUGAAGAAGGCUUAGUCCAGAUGCUGGAUCCCAGUUAGGACGACUGUGAAGCGUUCAUCCCUGGAUCCCGAGGGCAUCUUCCCUAGGAGAGCAGGACACACCUUCCUCCAGAGGCGGGAGAGGAACCGCCAGCUGUGGGGAAGGGAUGAGCACAUUUGAACCCAGGCACUUUAAAUUUUCUAGGAAAGGGAUCCUGUACACAGGAACUGGUGUAGAUAUGCAUGCAASUGUGGCUUCCUUUAGGCCCAGAGAGAAAUAAAAAGGGAUCCCAGUUUGGACCUUCCUCCCCAGACAUCACCACCCCACUGUUGGCCACCCUUGUCCUUACAAGAGGGGCCGGCAGCCGUGCUCCUGACCUCCCCAGAAGCUGGACAGCAUGGUUCUGGAAGGCUKCGUGGUGUUCUGUGUGUUGAUCUGGGUAGGACUCUGAGGGCUGAGCUUCCUGUGCGUCCAGGCAGGGCUGGAGCAAUGCACAGUCCCACCCCGGUGCCAAGGAAGCCCUGGUGAACGUCCCACACACCGGGUGGUGGCCAUUCAGGCUGAAGGACAAGCAGCGCCCUGCCUUGGUCUCAGCUCCAUGCCCCUUGCAAUCUGCAAAGCAC